AAUUUAUCUGCACCGGCAGCAUGUUUUGGCUCUACUUCCGGUUCCGGCCAUUUCCUUUGUAGCUGCAGAGGCAGAUAUGCAUCUGCAUACCAGUUCCUUUCUUCAACAUAGUGGGCUGUCUGCGUGACCUGCCUAACAGCAUCCAGUUUAGUCAGGAUGAUACCAGACGCUCAGAAGCAAUUCCUGGUGACUACAUCUUUGGUGUUUGCUGCUGUCAGUAUUGCAUCUUCAUGUCCAACAGUUUGCCGGUGUGGCACUGGCAUUUAUGACAUCACCAGUUAUCAUAUUCUGCCUGGUGCGGACUGCUCCAACGCUUCUCUGGACUCAAUUCCAGCAGGACUAGAAUCUACUACAAACAGCCUCAAUCUCACAAAAAACGCCAUUACUGUCUUACAUAACAAUGCUUUCAAUAUACUUGGAAUUACUAACCUGAAACUUCUGCUGUUGGAUAAUAAUAAUAUGAGUGUCAUUGAGAAAGAUGCAUUCCAAGGGUUGGCAAUACUCCAUUCAGUUUCAAUGAAAAACAAUGAAUUAAGUUCUAUUCAUCCUGAUGUUUUCACUUACACCCCUUUGCUAGGUACAGUGUAUUUGAAUCAGAAUCUUAUUAACAAUUUGCAUCCAGAUACCUUCAAGAAAAACACACUGCUAAGAAACUUAUACCUUACCAGGAACAGAAUAACAUCCAUAGACCCCUUUACAUUCAGAAAUAAUCCAAACUUAUGGAUACUGGAGCUCAGUUUCAACAAAAUUAAUUACUUCCCGCCUGAACUUAUUAACGGCAGCGAUGUAAGACACUUCGAUAUUAGUAAAAACAAUAUUGCCAGUUUGCAUCCAGAUACUUUCAGUAAAAACUCUGAAUUGCUACACCUUGACAUAAGCAGUAACAAAAUCUCCAAUCUCCACCCUGAUAUAUUCAAGGAAAACAAAGAGCUAAUCCACAUUGACAUAAGUAAUAACAACAUCAGUGGAACUGAUCGUAAAACUUUCAGAAACAACAAAAAUGUUCAAUAUUUGAAUCUGAAUGGCAAUAAAAUUGCUACAUUUCAUUUUGAUACUCUUAAGAAUGCAACAAAACUCAGAUUUCUAGAUUUGGGAUCAAAUGAUAUUGGUUAUUUUCAUUCUAGUACAUUUGCUUACAAUACUGAGUUAAGAUUCUUAGAUAUAAGUCACAACAGGUUAAUCUCUCUGACCCAUACAAUAUUCCAAAAUAAUUCAAACCUUGAAUACGUUGCAAUUAAAGGUAACUCUAUCACAUCCAUUGAUUCCGAAUUGUUCAGAAAUGCUACGAAUCUCAGAUACUUAGAUGCUAGCAUCAACAGACUAUCAUAUCUACUUAGGAAUACAUUUCUGACAAACUCUGAACUUAGAGAACUGAAUAUUAGUAACAAUGUCAUAACAUCCUUCCAUCCUGAUACACUGCGACUGGUUUCAAAACUUCAAACAUUUGAUCUCAGCUGGAAUGGAAUUAAGUACAUUCAACCUCAAACAUUUUUAAACAAUGUUCAUCUGAAAUUUCUGGAUGUGAGUCGGAAUCAAAUAAGUGACAUUGAUCCGCAUUUAUUCUUGCAAAAUCCAAGUAUAACUCAGUUCUGUGUAAAACACAACAAACUAAAUUUUGUUAAUGAUGAACCUAUUCUGAUUGCACCCAACUUAAAAUAUUUGGACUUAGGUUACUGUAACAUAAGUUACUUACCAAUCAAAGCAUUCCAGAACUUAACAAAUCUUAAGAAACUGUAUCUUAGCAACAACUGUCUGGUAAAACUUGAUGGCCUAAGAUAUGAACAAUCACUAAACACGCCCGUAACCCAGAAGAUAUUCUCAGGCCCCAUACAACUAGAAGAACUGGACUUGUCAAACAACCAGUUCGGAUCUCUUGACACAAAUUUGUUCGAUAAUCUUCAGAACUUGAGACGACUCGACAUAUCAGGCAACCCACUCGAAUGUAACUGUAACUUGCAAAAUCUCAGAUCAUGGUCCCUCAAGCAGCAUCUGGAGACAGGCAAUGUUUUGUGCAAUGAUAACGCAAAGUCUUCAUGGGAUAGAGUGGACUCUUUGGAGUGCACCUCUACCACCACCACAACAACCACCACCUCCUCAACUUCAAUCCCACAAGCAAGACAGAUGUCAACAAAGGCAGUGAAACAAUGGAUCCAACGAUCGCCUCCAACAAUAAAGUAUGUGACAGCUGUGAUUUGUACAGUAUUAGUGGUGGCAGUAAUUGUGCCAGUUUCCAUAUUUCUUUGGAGGUGCUACAAGUUAAAAAGAGUAUCAGGUCAGUCAGAACCAGCAUCUCAAGACAAUGCUUGUUUGAUACAGGAUGAUGACAACUUUAUCUGAACUAGUCCCAGAUGAGUUUCAGAAUCUCUGGUGAAUUGUUCUUUGACAGAACUGAAUAUAAUAUCUAUGCUAGUGUCAUAAUCAAAGUUUCAAUGCAAUGUAAUUAUAUAUAAACACAGCCUAAUAUGUA
This is a messenger RNA of Zootermopsis nevadensis, 2467 nucleotides long. RefSeq lists its product as uncharacterized. NCBI's taxonomy places the organism in Eukaryota, Metazoa, Arthropoda, Insecta, Blattodea, Termopsidae. Gene Ontology annotation, molecular function: protein binding. Gene Ontology annotation, cellular component: plasma membrane. The record is from RefSeq and is a predicted model, not a curated record.